Laetiporus sulphureus 93-53 is the source of this 192-nucleotide messenger RNA. RefSeq lists its product as uncharacterized. Lineage: Eukaryota; Fungi; Basidiomycota; Agaricomycetes; Polyporales; Laetiporaceae. The annotation marks the transcript as partial. The transcript has a single exon. The record is from RefSeq and is a predicted model, not a curated record.
CCAUACACUCGGUGGCUUGGGUUCUGGUUAGACCCGCGCCUCACCUUCCGUCACCAUGUGCGUGUUAUGACGACGCGUGCUAUUUCCCGGGUCCAAGCAUUCCGUAUGCUGGCCAACACCAUUCGCGGCAUGUCUGUCAAGGCUGCUCGCACCAUUUAUCUUUCCAACAUUCUGUCCGUGCUCACCUUCGGA